AUGGUUAGUAAAUCAAUUUUCUGGAUGGCCUAUAUGGCACUAGGUGUCAUGUCUGCUUUUAAUUCUGCUGCUCAGCUAGAUGAAUUCAACGCACUUAAAAAACAAGAUACUCUUGAUAAAAAUUUAGUUGAUUUAGUCAAAUAUGGCUAUCAUAAUGGCUCGCACCACCUUUGGUCUUCUCCUUCCGAAGAAGAUGAGGAUUGCAGUACCGAUACUGUUAAAGAAAUCGAAGAAGACUGUACUACCUCUGAGGAAUCUGAAGAAGUUUGUGAUACAUCUGAAGAUAUUUCCGAGUCAGAUUGUGAGUCAACCAGUACAUUUACCACUUCGUUUCAAAGGUCUAGCUUAAAGCCAUCUUCUACUCAAACUACCACACCUGAUUCUACUAUUUCUUCUUCUACUCAUAAUACCUCUUUGAUAUCUUUAACAACCUCGACUACUACCAUAAUUUUUACUACUAGUAUUCCAACUAGUUCAUUUUCUAGUUCUUCUACUUUAUCUGCCUCUUCAUUUUCUCAAGAAUCAGUCACUUCAGUUUUUUCUCCUACCACAAGCCCCACUACAUCUAGUGUUAUUAGUUCUGCAUCUUUAAAGCCUUCUACAUUAAAUAAUACCACCAGUUCUAUUAUCCCAUCCCCUUCUUCAACAUCUACUACAAUUAAAACUUCAAGCAACUUUUCUUCUAAAAAUGUCACCAUUACUACACCACUUUCUCCUAUCACAACCACUUCGAUCUUUUCAAGGAACGAAAAUUUUACUGAAACUACCUCUGAACCAUUCACACCUAUUACUAUUACUACAUUUAUCACAAAAUGCAGCGAAAACAAAUGCCAUGUCGUACCCACAACUACUACUAUUACCCCAACUAUUACCAAUCUUGUACCCUCUAUCACACCGUCUACAACUACUUCAAAAAUUACAUUUCCUACGGAUACACGUUCAAAAAAUACUACCAUGACAACUACUGAAAUUAACUCUCUUAUUACCAUUACAACUUGGAUCACCAAAUGUAGUGAAAAUAAAUGUCAUGUUGAACCCUGUACAACAACAAUUCCCUCCAAACCUACUACUUUUGUGCCUAUCAUUACUCCUGGUCCUAAGAAAUCAACUUCCACAAUUACUGGUAUUAACCCCCCUGUUACCAUCACUACUUGGAUUACAAAAUGCGAUGAAGACAAAUGUCAUGUUUCCCCCACUACUACAACUGUUCCAUCUACAAUCACAUCUUUUGUUCCUGCUGUGAUAAACUCAACAUCUAUCAUUGGUACCCCUGCUAGUAAUUAUAGUAUUGGCCCGCCCCCAUUAAUUGAAACUAUUGUGAUUUGCAAUACUGGUAAAUGUUAUACAACAAUCAAAACAGCUCCUAGUGCCAUGGCUUCAGCAGUGGCUUUAGCUUCUGCUUCUGCUUCUGCUUCUGCUCAUGCUGAAGCCUCUGCCCAUGCUGAAGCCUCUGCUCAUGCUGAAGCCUCUGCCCAUGCUGAAGCCUCUGCUCAUGCUGAAGCCUCUGCCCAUGCUGAAGCCUCUGCCCAUGCUGAAGCCUCUGCUCAUGCUGAAGCCUCUGCCCAUGCCGCUGCUACUGCGACUGCUUCUGCUGGUGCUGGUGCUUCUGCUGAUGCCGCUGCUUCUGCUGAAGCCUCUCCUAACGCCUCUGCUUCUGCUAAUGCAGGCGUCAACCCUGUGGCUCCUACUAUUACACUUAAACCCUCAACUCUUCCACAGGCAUCAUCAUCUCCUAAAGCUGGUUAUUCCAGUGUUCCUCAACUGGAACAGGGUGGUGCUGUUUCACCUAAAGCAAGUCUUUUGGCUGCCAUUUUUGGCCUCUUCUUCUGGUUAUUGUAA
Messenger RNA from Magnusiomyces paraingens, 1839 nucleotides. RefSeq lists its product as uncharacterized. NCBI's taxonomy places the organism in Eukaryota, Fungi, Ascomycota, Dipodascomycetes, Dipodascales, Dipodascaceae. The record is from RefSeq and is a predicted model, not a curated record. The transcript has a single exon. Bases 1 to 1839 code for a protein of 612 amino acids.